This is a messenger RNA of Cynoglossus semilaevis (tongue sole), 2120 nucleotides long. RefSeq lists its product as uncharacterized. The coding region runs from base 237 to 2120 and encodes 627 amino acids. The record is from RefSeq and is a predicted model, not a curated record. The transcript is spliced from 26 exons. Lineage: Eukaryota; Metazoa; Chordata; Actinopteri; Pleuronectiformes; Cynoglossidae.
UAUUAUGGGGACAAAAUGGAGGGAUGUACAUACAGUCAAUGUUAUACUGAGUUUAUAUCGAUGAUAUACAAAUAAACGCAUGAUAAGCCUCACUUUCACCUUACUGAAAAACAAAUCCAAUCACACACUGGGCAGGAUUUUGUUAGAGUUACUGGUUCCCGUCCUCUGGGAAUGACUGCAUUAACAUGUAUGGCCACUGAACUUGACAGCUACAGAAUAAACUGUGAUAAAAAUGUAUGACCUCUGUAGGUUAUGUGACUGGAAGUGCAGUGCCGGAAAAUAAAAGUACACAGACAGACUUGGUUGGGUUGGACAGCACAGCUGAGGUGGGAGUUUUUCCUGAAACAGUGGCAGCUAACGGUGAAGCUGCGGGUGUGCCUGAGCCCGAGGUCACAGCUGACGGGACAAACAUCCAGAGUCAGCCUGUGCCAGGAGCUGACAGUCUCCCUGCAGGGCAGAGUGAGACCACCGAAGCAUCAGUGACAAAAGGACAAGGAACCAAAUCAGCCAAACCUGACUGUGGACCGUCAGGAGUGCCCAAUGGACAAUGGAUGAAAAUUAGACCAGGUUAUAAUGGAGGAGCUGGUACACAGACCAAAGGUUAUAGAGCAGGGGCUGGGGUUCAAAACAGACACGGUGCCAAACCGCAUGAUGGUGCCAGUGCAGGAGCAGCAUCAAAUGGAGGAGGCUCUAAAGCAAGCAUGUCAGGCUACCAUCCAGGAGGCUACAGUUUUCCAGCACUAGCUAAUGGAUAUGGAGCUGGAGUUCAAUAUCCUUAUGCAGGGAAUGUCCAACAGCCAGGUUAUGGACAAGGAUCCUACCUGGGAGCUGCGUAUGGGAAUCCAUAUGCAGGUUCAAAGAAUGGCCAAAACGCUGGUGUUCAGCCUGACUACGCAGGUUUGGUUCAAGGUGACCCCAAUGCUGAGGCCAAGUCAGGCGUUCCUCAGCUUCCUUUUAACGGAUUCCCAAUGGUUCCUGCAGGGUUGGAUGGUAUGAGCCAGUUAAAACCCCAGUCUGCUGGACUUGGUCCAAAUGGAAAAUCUGACACGUAUGGUGGAAUGGCUGGCGUGCAUUUUGGCGGCAAGGCAGCCGGAAUGGGCGUUGAAAAGUCAAGCAAGAAGUACGGCAUUGGUGGUUUACAAUUUGGCGGACAACCCUACAACGGAAAUGGUGGGGCAUCAAGGUUUGGGUAUGCUGGAGGACCAUAUGAACCCAGAGCUGAUGGGAAAUCUUUUGGAAAAUAUGGACACGGCGGUUUUCCCACCAGUGGGCAACAUUUCGGUCUUGGUGCUAAUGGCCCCGUACCUGGCCAAUAUGGUUAUGGAAGAAUACCCUAUGAAGCUCAACCAGCAGGGGUCAGUCACGAGUACAAACCGGCCGGAAAAUAUGGUCAGUCUGGUGCUUCCUAUCAGCCUGAAGCUCCAGGACUUGGACACGCUGGACAAGUAGGAAGUAAACAUGACAACAUGGGAGCAUUUAACGUACAGCCACUUGAAUCCGCGCCUGUCACGACAGCCGAGGGAGAUAGUUUACCGUUCGAGACUCUACCCUCUGAACCAGAUGCCGUUGGAACGCUCUUUGGAGAGCAACCAACCCCAGCAGAUGCAGUGGAAGCUGAGGGGAAGUCUGUGUAUGGAUAUGAUGAUGCGGGCUUUAUUAACGGGCAAGUGCAACCGCAAGUUGCUGCAUCACCUGCAGCCCCCGGUCCCAGCCCAAGCCUGGCCUCCGUCGUUUCCGAUGUGGUGCCUGGUGGUGAAGAUUUGCCUGACAUAGUGGACGGCACCGACCUGGACUCUGCCCCAGCUACAGGGUUCCAGAGUGUGGCCAAGAUGGACGAAGAGACUGAAGACAUGCAGCAACAGCAGCUGCCACGACAGAUACACAUCAAGCACGGCAUCUGCGUCCGAACCCGAGCUACUACUGUGACGGGAUUCGACCGUGGACCCGCACCCUGUCUGGACACUGUUCCCUGUCCCCCCAGUUUCCGACGCAGAUUCAUCUUUUGGACGUACCGGCUGAGGUGGAACUCCUUCUCCAGCUCCAGGGUCUGGUACCGGGAGUACGUCUGCCGCCCGCUCCUGCGGUUUGAUUCUGUUGGAGAUCACAUUAUAAAGCGAUAA